GUGGAGGCGGCGCAGGAGGCGGGAGUUGGCGACCGCCGCGCUCCGGGCAGCGGGCCCCGUUCGCGGCCCGCGCGCUCCGCGGUCCUCCCUCGCUCCGCUCCUAUGCUCAUAUUUGGACUCGGCCGCCCGUGCCCAGGAAUUUCCCGUCAUGCCUCCCGCCGCCCCGUCUGCCGCCCGGAGCCGGGAGGGAGGAGGGAGGCGGACAGCGGCGGCUGCUCGUCUGCCCCGGAGUGUGCGGCGGACCCUCCCGCGCCCUCUCGCGCUCUGCCUCUGUCUCUGCCUGGCUACGGCCGCGGCCAGCACACUGCGCGCUUUUGCCCCUGGUUUUGCGUCUCGGUUUGUUGCUGAAGAUAUCACAGUGAUGUCUGCAUUCAACCUGCUGCAUUUGGUGACAAAGAGCCAGCCAGUGGCCCUGCGAGCCUGUGGGCUUCCCUCAGGGUCAUGUCGGGAUAAAAAGAACUGUAAGGUGGCCUUUUCCCAGGAGGAACUGAGGAAGCGGCUGACACCCCUGCAGUAUCAUGUCACUCAGGAGAAAGGAACUGAAAGUGCCUUUGAAGGAGAAUACACACACCACAAAGAUCCUGGAAUAUACAAAUGUGUUGUUUGUGGAACACCAUUGUUCAAGUCAGAAACCAAAUAUGACUCUGGUUCAGGUUGGCCUUCCUUUCAUGACGUGAUCAACUCUGAGGCCAUCGAGUUCACAGACGAUUUUUCCUAUGGGAUGCACAGAGUGGAGACAAGCUGCUCUCAGUGUGGUGCUCAUCUUGGACACAUUUUUGAUGAUGGACCUCGUCCGACCGGCAAAAGAUACUGCAUCAAUUCGGCCUCCUUGUCUUUCACUCCCACAGACAGCAGUGAGGCAGAAGGAGGCAGCGGCAGAGCUAGCAGCAGCCCAGCAUCGGCAGACAGAGCAGAGCUGUAGAAUCCAGGAGCCUGGUGGGAACAAAGGGUCUUAGUGCACAGCUGAUUGAAAAACCAAAAAUGGUUCAUCUUAACAGAGUUAUUUUUUCAGAAGCUAUAAGGGCAAUUUAUGUUAUUGAAAUUGUUCUCUCUCUCUCUCUCUCUCUCUCUCUCUCUCUCUCUCUCUCUCUCUCCAGAAGUUCUGUCUACCCAUGUAUUCUGCUGUUGACUAGAUCAUGAUCUGUGUGGAGAUCUUGCAAAUGGCGAUAGCUUUGUGGAGCUUUUCCACAAGCUUCUGAGCAGCCUUGGCAUUUUUUUUCUUUCAGCAUAUAACUUCCUUUAGUUUUGAUGUGGGUUCACCCCUUCUUACUAAGCGGUGGAGGCUGUUUGGUCUUCUAAGGAGAAACCAGAGUUUUCCUGGUGCUCAGGGGCAGGGAGUAGAGCUGGGAAGGGCAGGGCAUCCAGACAUGUAGCCUUAUGAUAAAGAUGGAGGGAUGUCUUAGAUUCCUAAACUCUUUGGAAACUCUGAGCUAAGGUGUUUUUCUCACUAAAAGGGUGUGAAGGUCCAAAGUCGUUCCUUAUGUUAGAUUGUUGCCAGAUCCAAGAGGGUUCUGAGGGUUGCCGCAGAGAUGUAAACGUUACCUCGUGGGCAGGUCUUUAUUUUAUAUGAUUUUCCUUUGAAAAUAGAGGAAUGUAAGACAACUGUAAAGUGCUGCACCCCGUUUUUGCCCAAAGCUCACAAAGGAUGCUUGCCCGUUGCCUUUGUAUAAACGUUUCUAUCCACCCCUCAUGAGACCUACAUCUGGGUGAGCAUUUUAGAAGAUUCCCCAGUGCAAAAUAAAAUAUUAGGGACAACGUACUUCAUGGAGGUGGUAGAAAAGAGAAAGAUCGUAGAAGACCAAGUGUUCUUAAAGUCUUGAGGACUAAAUAAUCCCAUGCUGUGCAAAACAGUCAAUAGGAUCUAACAGGUACCGCACCUAAACCAAACUUCCACAUAGCAUCAGGAGGCCUGUGGGAAGAUGUUGGGCAUUGAGACAGAAUAGUCAGGCCCAAGUUCCACACUUCACUGUGUGUACAAAGGACAAGCCAUUUAGCCUCAUUGUGCCUAUAGCUUCAUGUACACAAUAGGACUCAUAUUUAUAAAAUAUAUCAAUACUCUCAGGGCAAAAUUACUACAUUGCUAUACAAUUAAGAUCAGUAUUGUAAAGUCACACUGAUCUGAUUUAAUUGUGUCAAUGGCCAUAGAGCAGGCAUUCGCAAUGGGAAGGAGCAGAGGUGGACUCGGUUGGUUGCCGUGGAAACAGAUGGACCAAAACCCACACUUUUUCUUACAGCAAUAUGGCAGGUUUUGCUUAGAGAGGCUCUGCAUGGUUGCCUGAGGUUUUCACAGGGACAAACAAAGGUGAUAUCUCACAAAUAUGCAUCGUGACUUUGAAUGCUGAUACUGAAAUUCGCCUCUAAUAGAUACUCAUGUUUCUAAAUUUUUAUGAAGACCAGCAUCUUUCCUCAUAAGCACUGAAGACAAUGAGAAGGGACAUAUGACAGUCCUAGACACAGUAAAUAUGAAAAACUCGGUCAAGGAAACAUGGCAUCACCAUGUCCAGAAGCUUCUGGGCUUCUCUGGGUACCCCCUGGAGGUCCUGGCAUCCUGGUGAGUCUUCAUUGUCAGACAGUUCUAGAGAAGUUUAUACUCUUAACAUGGACACACAGAAAAGUUACCUGAACAUCACCCCAAGCCCAGGGCUUCCCCAGACUUGAUGGGCUUCACUCUUCUCUAGAAACAAGAGGGGGAAUGAAGACAAAGCAUCCAGACUACAGUAAGAGUCUUUCCAAAACCACAAAGGAUUCCAUGUAGGGUGGCUAAGGACAGUCACGGGUCUCACAUGGCAUUGACACAGCUUAACAUUCAUCCUCCAGAUACACGCACAGCCCUUUCUGUCCACUCCCAUCUGUGUGGUGGCCUCCCCAGGGUUCCUUGGAUAUGAACCACACUGUUGGAGUAGACAAAGAGGAUAAAUGAGGAGUUCUUUCCUCCCCAGAGACUCUGGGUUGUUACUCUUCCUUCAUUUUUAUAGUACUAUAGCAUUACACACACACACACACACACACACACACCGUAAUAAUAAGAACUUUGCUUUCUAACUUUUAUUGUUUUGUUUUUUAAAAAAGCCAGCUUUUUCCAGCACCAACUUUUAAAAAUAUAUAAUAUCCAUUGAAAGAAAAAAGAAAGAAAGGAAGAUGUGUGCAUACGGUUUAAUCUCAGACUGCUUUUUGAACUUAAGUGGUGUCAAAUUUCAGUGUAUUUCUGUCUUAUGCUAAAGAAAUAUAUUGCUAGAGUAUCGGUGGGCAAUAAUGUCAGCCGUCGAGCGCCAGAUUUCCUUUUGGGGGAAGUGUGCAGGGAACUGUGGCAAUGUGGUGAGGUGUGCGUGUCAUCUGUGGGAGGGCUCACUUAACCCGGGAUGCACAGGCCUCCCUGUCUGCAUCCCCAGCUCCAAUGAUACCAUUGAGCAACCAGAAAUUUGCUGGUAGGCAGGGAGUGUGUCCAUAUGAGGAUGCCGAGGAGAUCAGAAAGAGGCAGCAGUAUCAAUUGUAUGCUGUGCACUUAAACUUUUCACUUCUAUGUACUUAAAAAUCUCAAUACAAAUGUCAUAAUGAUUGGAACAAAGCCUCCCCAUGUUGUCUAAAAUGUCUUGCUUUUGAUAUGAAGAGUGACGAGAAUUAGCACUAUUUGUUUUGACUCUUGACUUAGAAGGCUUUUUAACAACUUUUUUCCCAAUAGUUUGAAACUUUUGAAAAGUGACAUGAAACCUCCUUUUCCUAUAUUUGUUGUAUACAGAAAUUAGAUAAUAAAGUUUCUUUAUUAAAAAAAA
Messenger RNA from Microtus oregoni (creeping vole), 3770 nucleotides. RefSeq names its product methionine sulfoxide reductase B3 (gene Msrb3). The record is from RefSeq and is a predicted model, not a curated record. Gene Ontology annotation, molecular function: peptide-methionine (R)-S-oxide reductase activity. Lineage: Eukaryota; Metazoa; Chordata; Mammalia; Rodentia; Cricetidae. Gene Ontology annotation, biological process: response to oxidative stress; protein repair. The transcript has 7 exons. Gene Ontology annotation, cellular component: cytoplasm. Bases 149 to 922 code for a protein of 257 amino acids.